Messenger RNA from Rhagoletis zephyria (snowberry fruit fly), 744 nucleotides. It is a transcript of the gene Max, whose product is annotated as MYC associated factor X. The record is from RefSeq and is a predicted model, not a curated record. Gene Ontology annotation, cellular component: RNA polymerase II transcription regulator complex. Lineage: Eukaryota; Metazoa; Arthropoda; Insecta; Diptera; Tephritidae. Gene Ontology annotation, biological process: positive regulation of transcription by RNA polymerase II. Gene Ontology annotation, molecular function: DNA-binding transcription factor activity; protein dimerization activity.
UGUCUCCAUGUUCUGACUUGCACGUUUUCCUGUAUGUAUGUGUGCUUUUUUUGCUUUUGCGUGUAAAAUUUGGAGUCCAAAUAAGAAUUGCGUAGGCAAAUUGAAUAUUUCUUGAAAAAUAUAGAAAAUAUUUUAUUGAAAUCAGUGGGAAAAGCUAUAAAGUGAAAAUAUUUAUAAAAAUUACCGAAAUUUGAGCACGCAGAAACGAAAAUGAGCGAUGAGGAAAGGGAUAUUGACAUUGAAAGUGAUGACGAUAAUGAUUCAGACAAUGGUGCGCAAUCUUCAAGGCAUGCAAGCACACAAAAUUUCACGCAGGCCGAAAAGCGUGCACAUCACAAUGCUUUGGAGCGUAAAAGACGUGAUCAUAUAAAGGAAAGUUUUACCAGUCUACGCGAAGCUGUGCCAACACUUAAGGGUGAAAAGGCUAGCCGUGCACAAAUACUGAAGAAGACAACGGAAUGCAUACAAGUAAUGAGACGAAAAAUACAAGCUAAUCAAAAGGAUGUGGAGGAUAUAAAAAAGCAAAAUGCAAUAUUGGAAGCCCAAAUUCGCAUGCUUGAAGAGGCAAAGAAAGGCUAUGUGAUAGAUCCCAACGAAUAUCAGCAACUGAAUCAGGAGUAUCAAGCCACGGCAGCUGAUAGCUCUGAUGGUGAUGACCAAGAUUUCAGUCGACGCAGCAAAAAGAUGAAAACUUCCUAUCAAGCAUAGAACUUGACAGACUCUCAGUUCACGCGUGCACUAUGA